This is a messenger RNA of Naegleria fowleri, 756 nucleotides long. RefSeq names its product Peroxin 22 (Pex22), putative. The coding region runs from base 1 to 756 and encodes 251 amino acids. NCBI's taxonomy places the organism in Eukaryota, Heterolobosea, Eutetramitea, Acrasida, Naegleriidae. The transcript is spliced from 2 exons. The record is from RefSeq and is a predicted model, not a curated record. Gene Ontology annotation, biological process: peroxisome organization.
AUGAUUCAUUGGCCAAACAUUUUGGCAUCACUUCGCAAAGUCUACAAUCAAUAUAUUCAAAAGAAUCCCCGAUUUACCAGAAUCAUGAAUAUUUUAUGGUACGCCGUGAUGAUUAUUGGGCUACUGCCUCUCUUGCUAGUAAUUUUCAAAAGAAAAGAUCCAUCUGAAGAUUCACAACGAAAUACAGGACAAUCCACGCAACAACAACAGAAUCGAUUUGGUUCAUCGAGCAGUGCUGGUAAAUCAUCGGGGUUAUUUGGAAAAGUCUGCCUCAAUGCAAAGGCUUUCUUGUUGGAUCAAGAAUUGUACGAAAAUAAUUCAUCGUCGAAAAUUCAACGAGAGGAAAACAUUAUGGAAAUUACAUCAUCGACCACAACGCCGGAGAAUGAUUAUGCUAAUGAUGAGCGUAUGAAAUAUCUAAAAAAGUUGGCCAAUGAUUGUGACGUUUAUAUUAUUGUACAAGUCGCAUCAGAUGAGGAACAAAAUUACUAUCAAGAUUUGUUGGAGAGCAAGUAUGGAUUUUUCAACCCUGUGAAAAUUCUAUUUUGUGAAACAGUGAAAGGAAAAAUUGCAUUUUCACGUCAAAUUAAUCCACAACUUGUCAUUGAAGUUGACAAGGAGACAACACGAGAAUUGAAGCGAUUCUAUGAGGGCGUUUGCAUGGUUCAAAAGAAUGCCAAAAACACCAAGAAUGAGCACGACAUUUUGGAAUUUUCAAACUUUUUGGAUCUGAUGAAGUAUUUGACAAAGGCUUAA